Molecule: messenger RNA, 3891 nt
Organism: Gopherus flavomarginatus (Mexican gopher tortoise)
Lineage: Eukaryota; Metazoa; Chordata; Testudines; Testudinidae
Gene: EFNA2
Product: ephrin A2
Exons: 4
Coding region: 1052-1651 (199 amino acids)
Biological process (GO): axon guidance; osteoclast differentiation; ephrin receptor signaling pathway
Cellular component (GO): plasma membrane
Molecular function (GO): ephrin receptor binding
Source: RefSeq, a predicted model, not a curated record
UUGGAGCCCGGAGCUGAGCCUCUUCCCCGGAUCUCAUCCCAGCCUGGUUUUCCAGGUGUGGGGAAGGCACCCGAAAAAAGCCACAACUCUCACCGGGGAACGGAGGGAAGAAGGAGCCUUUAAAAGGAGAAGAACUUGGUGAAAAGUUUGGUUUGGGGGUGUGGGAAGAAAUUAUUCACUCUUGGAAAAGUUUGUGGCUCUCUUGCUGGGCUGUGGAAUUGCCGAGGAAGAUGGGGUGGCUCUAAGGCGGAAGGACCCCCCCGCAUCGCUGUAGCUGAGUGCGAAGUUGCCUGUUUUCUGUUGCUUUUCCCCCUCGGAAGAGGUGGGAUGUGUCCGGGUGGGGGUGCUCUCGGGGAGAAGAGGAACCACAAACUUUGCCUGUUGACUUUGCUCCCCUUUGGCGAGGGCUGGACCAGGACUGCUCAGAAAUGGUAAGGGGGGGUCGUUUGCAACCUGUCUCUUGAUUCCGCCGACUGCCGCUGUUCCUGGCUCUCCUUUUCCUUCACAUUGGCACCGAUUGGAUUGAAGAUUUUUUUAUUUUUAAAGCCAUGGGAUCCCUUCACUUCUCCUGCAGGAAAACCGGCUGCAGAGUUUGAGAACCGGGGACUUUGCUGGUGCACAGAGAAUGCACGAGAACAAGGCGAAGGGAGAAAGUUAUCGGUGAAUUCUGCCCCUCACCUUCACAGGACUUUCAUCCACCGCUGGAUUAUUUAAAACAAAAAUCCCCACAGCCCCACCUACACCCACAGAAUCAGAUCAUCCUGAAGCCUGGCAAUACUUUUGUUUUCAAAAGAUCCGAUUGCAACAGACUUUGCAACAAGGGGCGACUGCACACAGGAACUGCACACGCUGCCUAGCAAUGCUUGCAAAAGGGGAUCCGCUGCUCUGAAUGAAUCAGGAGUGUUUAGUUGCAUCAAGAGAAAGGGCAGCCAGAGGCUCUGGGAAUAAAUGAACCGGUUGCAUUCUUGGUAAAGCGAAGCCUUGCAGAUAAAUCGGAAGGUGGGGUGGGGAGGAGAGAGAGAAAAGAAGAAAGAAAGGACGAUAAAAUACGAUGGUGCAUUCGGAGGUGGCCGCGCUGCUGGUAGCCCUGGUCGGGGUUUGUGUCUGGACUGAUGAUACUGGGAAAGUUAUCUCGGAUCGUUAUGCUGUUUAUUGGAACAAGAGCAACCCCAGGUUCCAUCAGGGGGACUACACGGUGGAAGUGAGCAUCAACGACUACCUGGAUAUCUACUGCCCUCACUAUGAGGACCCGUUCCCGGUGGACAGGAUGGAGCGGUAUAUCCUGUACAUGGUCAAUUACGAAGGUCAUGCUUCCUGUGACCACCGGCAGAAAGGCUUCAAGCGCUGGGAGUGCAACAGGCCUGACUCCCCCAACGGGCCCCUGAAGUUCUCAGAGAAGUUCCAGCUCUUCACUCCCUUCUCUCUAGGAUUUGAGUUCAGACCUGGGCACGAGUAUUACUACAUCUCUGCUUCUCCCCCUAACAUGGUGGACAGGCCCUGCUUAAAGCUGAAGGUUUACGUUCGACCAACGAAUGACUCCCUGUACGAAUCUCCGGAGCCUAUUUUCACCAGCAAUAAUUCCUGCUGCAGCCUCAGGGUCCCGCACCUCAUCCUCGUGGUGCCGGUGUUUUGGACUGUUCUCACUUCCUAGCCCCGAGAGGAGAAAACGAAGGAAGAGGGGAGCUGUUUGGCAAGGGAAAGGAGGAGAGAGACGGACACACGCAGGAGAAGAGACGUGUUCUGUCUGCCUCCGGGGAGAAGGAACCCUCUCGAGCCAGCCUUUUGCUUUGUUUUUCAAAAAGUUUUCUCUUUCACAAUAACCUUUGAACUGCAACUCCUGAGCCGGGAGUUGGGGUUGGGCAGGGGACACGAGGAAGGAUUUUUUCCCUAUCCCGGCCUUACUCCCAGCUUAGAGCAUUUCUGUUCCUGGCGUGGAUUCGCUUGGAAGAAGCCUGCAAAAUUUCUACCGAUGUACAAAAUAUAACACCCCUGCCCCGCGCCUCGGCAGUCUGGUUUGGAGGUGGGGGCGGAGAAUGACAAAAUAACAGUGGAAAAGAGCAGCGUGGGAUUGGCGCUGCUUUCCUGCUUCCGGGACGGCGCCCUUUUCAUGGUGCUGGGCUCAGCUCGCUUUGACCCUCCUUGUAGGAUUUUGUUUUUGAAAUUUCUAGACCAAAUAUUAGAAUCCUUUUAUUAUUAUAUUUUUGUGUGCUUUUCUUGCACUCCUUGAGACUUAGCCACAAAACGAGACCCCCUCUCCCCCGUCCGUGGUUCAGAAAUCUCCGUGAGCAGCAUUCCCCUUCCAAGCCGUCAAGGGAAUGCAGGAUCAGGGGUUAGCUUGGGCUUUCCUUCCUGGGUUUUCCACGACGCUCAGGCCGAUUCAGUCCCAGGCUCCAAGCAGGGGAGUUGGUGGCUAGCGAACAAACAAGGUGCCCGGACUCUGGGACGUGCCGGAUCCGGGCCGAGAAUGACAGUGCUCACAGCUGUUUCCCAAACUAGCCCAGAUGUUUGCCAUUGCUGGUACCACUGGACUCAGCACCACCUGGGCAGAGCGGUGCUAACACCUUAAUGCUCCUUUCAGGGCCUGUGUUUUGGAGGCAGGGGGCCAGAUGGAAACAGGCCAUCAGAGGCUUUUUGGAGGAGCACUGACCUGGCUUGGUUGUCAGAACCGUGUGGGACGACUGUACUAUUUUCAUGGAUAUGUGGGUGGUUUCUUUGGGCGGGGGGAGGGUUGGUUUUCUUGGGGAAGGGAUGGGCAGGUAUACAAAUAAGCCAGCCAAAUGUAAUUGACCCUGCAAUUGACGUCCUUGGAGAAGCCAGGAGCAACGCCUGAGGAAGGGUUCCUGGGCCCAGCGAAGGCACUGGGAGAAUGUGUGGGGAGAGGCCUUUGCCACUGAGGUCACCACGAGCAGGAUCAAAAAUCUAGUUUGGGAAAGUUGAGCAGGAAGGCUGGAGGGGAAGGGGGUUCAAUGUCAGGAAUGUCACUGCUCUGCUGGCACGUGACAGCCGAGCAAUUAGUGUAGGGGCCGGGGCUGGACUUUAGAAGGGGCUCUGGCUGGUUACCACCUCCCCAUGGAGCAAAGGGGACUUAAGUGGGCAGGGGAUGCAGAGGGAGCCUAGGUCCUUCGGAGGGCAGCUGGGUUGAACUCCCUCCUGGGCAGAGCCCUUCCAUGGACCACGCGAGCCACUAAACUAGGCUGCGCGCAGGUGAAAUUCACCCUCUUGGGUUCCCAAAGCUAAAAAUUCCGCCAGUUGAAAUCAGCAUCGCUCCACGGACUUACAUCCGUUUACGCCAGCUGAGGAUCCGGCCCCAAAUCUUUGCCUAGCACCUUUCUCCUCUCUCAUAGCCAACCCCGUCCUUUUUUAAUUAGCUCCCAGCGCUGACAGCAACCUUCCCCUCCUUACUUCCCCCAAGUCCCUUCGAGAAAGCAGUGCCCCUGCCUACGUAACCCUGCUGAUCCCAGCACAGAUCCGCGUCGCCAGCCCUGCCAUUCCAAUUCCCUCUCCUGUGGCCACUGCUUCCAGACACGUGGAGCAGAGCAGCCCCGUCUGUCUUGUCGUUACCACCGCCCCGUGCAGCUCAGUGAUCUCCGGCUGUAUUACAGAUGCAAGCGAGCUCCUAAUCAGGCUGCGACAGCAGGAAAGAGAUUGAAACUGACCUGAGGGGGUGGAUAUCUAUGAAGUUUUCCCUGGGCAUCCUUCCUUCCCUUUAUGAGUCUCCUUCGAUCCUGCACAUCCCGAUGGCUUGUUCGCCCAUUGCGCUGUUCCUGGCUUGGAGUCACUGUUGGCUUGGCUUUCUUUGCGUCCUUCUCCACUUUAAAAUAAAGCCGCCGAUUGGCCCCACACUUCGGAAUUCAGAUGAUUAAACGGGGCCCGUUUUGCGAAAUUCAGAUC